UCAAAAUUUAAAUAAUGCAAAAAAAUUCUUGCUCCAUACUGGAUGUAUUAUAAAAAUCAAUCAUGUUAUCGAUAAUAUAUUCAAUCACCUUAAACAUUGUUUUUGUAAAUUUUCCCCUUGUUGAUCGACAUUAUUGCAUUGUUGAUUAUCAUUAUGAAAAUGACAUCGAUGACGUAUUUUAACAUUUUUAACACAAUAUAGCUGCAUCUAAUUUAUUAAAAACUAUCACUUUCAAACGUUUCUCCGUUUUUCUUCUUAUCUCUUCUUUAACGGUCUUAAAAACUUGUUUUUUAAUUCGAUCACAUAAAAUAAAUAAUAUAAUUUCGAUAAUAAUAUGAUUAUUAUCGUUAUUUAUUUUGUUUAAAUUUGUUCGAUUGUUCGUUGUAAUUAAAAUUAUUUUCGUUCAUAAUUUUCAUUAAAAAUUUUAUUGCAGGCAACAGAAAAAAAAGAAAGAGAAACGAAAUUGUAAAUUUUUUGUUUUGAAUUGAAAACACACUUUUAAUGUACUUCACUUCCAAUAUAACGAUUGAAAAGCAAAUUGGAAACAAAAAUAUUCUUUGAAUUUAUCGUAUUCAACGUUAGAAACUGACUAAACGCAACUAUACAACGUUCACGACGCGACUGGGCCAAUCAUGUCGGAAGCCGGUAUGACAGAGGCAUCUGACAACCGACAAAUCAAACACGAAAAUGAGUGCAUGUGCGCGCAGCAAGAAGAAAGAGAUUUGCGCGCGCGUAUUCACUUCCCGCUUCUUGACCUGUCAGCCAUUAGACUCUCUCGGUGUAGCCUCCUCCCAAUUGCGUCUUUCCCGCCAUAUAGACUUCAUAAGUAUACAUCAGAAGCCUUUGUUGAUUGGCCGGUAAACAGGUAUCAAAAACUCUCGGAAGUCAUCGAGAGCAACCAAGACACGACGAUUAGCGAGAAUGACUACAUCACUUAUCGAUUACAUAACAAGACAAAGAUAUUAUCACGAAAUAACAUUAUUAAUUAAAUUUAUAAAAUAUAUUUUCU
Apis dorsata (giant honeybee) is the source of this 1009-nucleotide messenger RNA. RefSeq lists its product as uncharacterized. The record is from RefSeq and is a predicted model, not a curated record. NCBI's taxonomy places the organism in Eukaryota, Metazoa, Arthropoda, Insecta, Hymenoptera, Apidae. The transcript is spliced from 2 exons. Bases 633 to 989 code for a protein of 118 amino acids.